AUGUUUCGUAUCCAGCUCGGCGAACACCCUACGAUUCAGCCAUGUGUUGCUUCACUGUCAUCCAUGCGGUCGCGUUUUGCGUACGCACAGGUUCUCCCCGAACUAUUCUCCGAGGCCGAUGAGCAGGACUACUUGACAAACAAGGAGUUGGCUGAUCGCCUGCAUCUUCAGCCGCCUGUUGUGGCCGCUCUGACAGACGAUGUCAUGAUUCGAGCCCCGCAAUUUGACAAUGACAAGGAGGGCAACCGGCGCGUUAUCAAUGUGGGCCUUGCCAUUCGUCCGCAUAAUUCUCGUGCCAAUACAAUCGGCUGGUCGAGAUUUUCAGCCACGCGGGGUAUGUGGCUCUUCUCCCAGCGUGUUCUCGACGUCUUGCGCAAGUACGCGGAGCUCUUUCCUGAACUGACCAACUACCUGAGCGGUUGGAAUUGCAGGGGUGUUGCUGACAGUAAUCACAUCUUCCCUCAGGACACCUUGUAA
Messenger RNA from Dibothriocephalus latus, 477 nucleotides. NCBI's taxonomy places the organism in Eukaryota, Metazoa, Platyhelminthes, Cestoda, Diphyllobothriidea, Diphyllobothriidae. The record is from the annotation of a GenBank genome assembly.